AUGUCUGCAAAAUACAUCGUUGCUGCUUUAUUCGGAUCAUUUGCUGUGGCAUGGACAUGCGACCAUCUUAUGGCUGACAAGAAAAUAUUUGGAGGCAAGUUGGUGUUUCUGUUUUUUGAAGCUUGUUGCAUAAUACUUGGAACUACUCCAACAACUGUUGCAAGCAAAGAAUGGUGGGAAGAAACUGACAAGAAGUUCCAGGCAUGGCCUCGUACUGCCGGUCCACCAGUGGUCAUGAACCCCAUCAGUCGUCAGAAUUUCAUUGUCAAGUCUCGUGUUGAUUGA
Molecule: messenger RNA, 285 nt
Organism: Prunus armeniaca (apricot)
Lineage: Eukaryota; Viridiplantae; Streptophyta; Magnoliopsida; Rosales; Rosaceae
Source: the annotation of a GenBank genome assembly